This is a messenger RNA of Moneuplotes crassus, 1486 nucleotides long. The record is from the annotation of a GenBank genome assembly. Lineage: Eukaryota; Ciliophora; Spirotrichea; Euplotida; Euplotidae.
CAAAAAAACAGCUCAGAAAUCAGGGUUAACUGCAGAACCAAAACUCAGAACAAGAAGAGAUCAUUAAAAGAUAAGGCUUCAGUCUUUGUUGGGAAGGAAAGAUCAGAUCUAUCAGCGGAGCAUGGAUCUAGAGAGAGAAAGCCCAAGAGUUCAUCAGGCAUGUUACUUACGAGAUUUAGGCUAGAGUCAGAAUACUUAUUGCUUUCUGACUUGAUUCUGACAUAAGCUGAACAAGAGAAAUUCUAUAAGUUUACUCUCUAAUUUCAGAAUUCAAGGUAGUGAAAAGCAAACUCACAGAUUCUCUAUUCAUGGAAUUCUCCUUAUGACCAGAGCCACUGAAGCUUAACAUUCAUAAGAAUAAUUACCAGUUAAGAAGUAGUGAAUGAGAUUCUUUGAAAUUAGUCAAAGAAAUCUCCUGAAUCAAGUCUAUGCAGACUCCCUGUAAUCGCACUGGUGAUCAUAUUGUAAGAGUCAGAUUAAGCUUACCAAAGGACUUUCUGAAUAUUCGUUGACAAGGAGACGAGUAGUUGUGAAAUCAGAUAAAAAUAGAGUAGAAAAUCAAAAGACUUUGAAUGUCAAGAUAAAGAAGCACAGAAUUAUGCUAAAAAUUAUCGGAGAAUUCACGUACUUCGCAUCAGUUCUUAGUUAGGAUGCUUGAGAGGCUUUUGGUCAGAAAUCCUUCAAACAGAGCCCUGAGAUCAUGAGUAACAGGAAGAAGGUUAGCUCUAUGUAGAAAUCGUAUCGAUACACCCUUCAUCAGGUAAAGCAGCAUCCUUUCCUUCUCACUUAGCCAUGAGAGACGAACUUUGAUUAAUAAUGUGUCCAUUCAAUAUGACAAUGAAGUAGCAAAUGCAAGGGAAGCUGGAUAGUUAGACACAGAAGCUCAAUUAUCUGAGGGAAAGAGUAUAUACAAGACAUUAAUAUAUUUGGAUGGUGCUAUCUCUUAUUGCUCAAACCAAAACUGGAAUUAGAUAAAGAACGAAAAUAUUUUGAAGAAUCCUGGUCCUUUGAAAGAGAUAAUCAAGUCUACCAAUACCUCUAUUCUUGCAUGAAUGUUCAGGCUUAAAGACCAUAGAUCAAAUUAUUAUCCUGAUGAUAAAACUUCUACCAUGGGAUCAAAAAUAUUAACUGAAACAGUUUUAUCCCAAUUUUUAAAUCGAAAAGAAUAUUAUUCCUAUUUUAAAUUUGAUUAACCUGGAAAUUUAAAAUAGAACUUGGAUAGCUGGAUUUUUCGGACUGAUCAAUCAAUAAGCUAUCAGGAACAUCUACUUCUCUGACUGCUUCAGGAGCGGACUCCAUCGAAGCCUGCAGGAUUAAGGCAAGCCUUCAGCUUCUGACAUUAUGGUCAAGAUUUUUCUAUUACUACUGAGUUUUUUGAUGUUCCAAGCAGUUUACAGAUUUCCACAGUAUGAAAGGAACCAAAAACUUUGGUGGAUUCUUAAUUAUGAAUUAAAAUCUUAAUAAAGCAUUGUAAAGGCAAAUUUAG